Molecule: messenger RNA, 1311 nt
Organism: Zychaea mexicana
Lineage: Eukaryota; Fungi; Mucoromycota; Mucoromycetes; Mucorales; Lichtheimiaceae
Exons: 5
Coding region: 163-942 (259 amino acids)
Source: RefSeq, a predicted model, not a curated record
UGGUGGUGCCUGGGAGAACGAGGAACUCUCUUGUGUACUUGUUGCAAGCACCGGUGCUACAGUGCGACGUGAACUCUCCUACUUUACGAGCAACCGGAAAGUCGCAAGCGAUGUUGAAUAGGGCGAUGCGGACAAGAGCUCCAUUAGGCUACUGGUCCAGGCAUGAAACGCUCGGUGUGCGACAAAUUGUUGAUAGGUCUUUAUUUUUUUCCCGGCCCAGAAACAUGCACGCAACCUAAUCGAUGCAUGGAUGGUACUGCUUGCGGUACCCUAUUGCUGAAGCCACCAUCCAAUACUCGUAACAGCCGUCGUACGCCUAUCAAACAAUACGCAUACAUACCGUUGCAGCACACCUUUAGACGAUUCUUCUUACGGUAUGGCUUCGAAAGCAAGAUCGAGCAAGGGAGAAGGCGGAUGCCUGUUGUAGGCCAGUUCAGUGAUGUAUACGACGGUGCGAUGUGGCGACAGCUGCGUGAUCCCCACAAUAACAAUAUACGCUUCGCUGAUACCCCUCGUUCGUUAAUGUUGACCUUGAACGUUGACUAUUUCGCCCCUUUUGACAGCAACUAUUCGUGUGGUGCCAUAAGUUUCACCGUGGCAGGUGGGACAAGAACUGUUUCGAUCAAGACCGAAAUAAAGCUGAGGAGGAGGACUGCUGCUCGCUCUGAUAUUAUUAAAGUAUCAUUCUCUAAUGAGCAGCAUACCUUCUUGAUCAUUGAUCACGCCAUUGAAGUCUAUGUCAACUGCAGGAUUGACAUCGUCCUCGCCUAUGGUUCCUACAAGCGGUUCUUCUGUUCCUGGGGGUUAACUGCAUGGCCCUCCAUUGCCGAGAUCCAAAAACGCCUGCCAACAAAAAGGCCAUCUAAAAAGAAAUGGUGGCGUUUGGUUGCUCUGAUAUGGUUUUCCCUUGACUGCUGUCAUGUCUACCUCAACCAGCAAUGAACAUAUAUCUCGCAGUAACGAAAAGACUGUCAUGCUGUCGAAGCCCGUAUUGUGACAAGUCCUAUCAGUCGAUACAGAAAGCCGUUAACCAUAUUAUCGCAGUACAUCAUAUACGACUUGAACGCCGUGAGUCGGGUUCUCGCAGUAAUGCUGCAUACAAUCAAAGGAAUGUGCGGAAAUACGAAAAGCUUGGCUAUACGAUCUUAACUUACUAUGGCUGUGUGUCCUGCAAGGAGGUGUUCGCUGAGAAGGAAGAAUUACGUCGACAUUGCGAUGCCAACCAUGUCAUUACAACUCUGUAUGGAAAUGGGUAAAUAGGAAAGGAUUGUCAAACAUUGUGUAUGGAUGGCGAAGCGGUGAGGCAGACAA